Penicillium concentricum is the source of this 1710-nucleotide messenger RNA. RefSeq lists its product as uncharacterized. The coding region runs from base 1 to 1710 and encodes 569 amino acids. Lineage: Eukaryota; Fungi; Ascomycota; Eurotiomycetes; Eurotiales; Aspergillaceae. The transcript is spliced from 2 exons. The record is from RefSeq and is a predicted model, not a curated record.
AUGGCCAACGAUCAGAGAUUCCAGCGGACUGUGCUGGCAGUGGCAGAAGCUGUUCAAACAUUUGCUGCUGGAACAUUCGAUUUUGCAGAGAGCAUCAAACAGAUAUGGGGACCACAAACCGAGCCGGAUGUAGUGGAGACAUCCAAUCCACGGCCUGUCGAGGGCAUGCAGGAAGUUCAAGUUGAUCAACUUCGAGAAAGAACUCCAGUUUCUCAGGACGGAGAUCAAUUGGUCAUCCACUCUCAUAGUCAGUCGCCAUCCGUGACUUCCGAGGACGCGUUCUUGGAAGCCUUACAAUCAGCAAUUGGGCCGCCAGAGACAGCAAACUUGCAGCUUUCUAAUGAGAUGGAUGCAAUAUCCCAGCAAUCUGUCAAAUGCUGCUACGAGUGCUUCGCGCGCUGGAUCGAUGAAAGCCCGAACCCACCUUGUCAAUCUAUCCCAGGGCAGGAGGCAUGCGAAUAUUGUACACGCAUGAAGAUUGGGUGUGAAAUGAUUCCAGCCGACGAGAUGGUGAAGAUAUUGGAACGCAAAAGAGAUGCGGAUGAUUGGCUUGCAGCUUGCGAUGAUCGGAGAGAAAGACGGCGCUUCAUGGAUUCAUGGUAUGGGGAAUUUGAGCGGGUCAAAAUGGCUAUUUCAUCCCCAAUUGCGGAUGUACCACAGCAGCAGGCCGGUUCAAAGCGAGUCUAUUGGGAUGAUGAGCAGCAACCUGUGUCCAAACGGCAGCGGACACACGAAGUGCGAGAAGAACCAAUGCCAGAUCGCAAUGGACAGCUGAAAAGGACUAUGCAACGGGAAGAGGAUGACCACGGAGCGGUGGAAGAUAGGGAGUCCUCACCAUUGUCGGGAUCUUUCUCAUCGUCGGUGUCUUCGUCGGAAGACGAAGAGGAGGAAGAAGUGCAACUGCAACUGAACAGGCAAGAAAGUUCGCCUAUCAAGGUUUCAUAUCAGGUGCAUAAAACGACACACAGAGAGGUGAUAAAUCUAGAGGAAGAGAAUGAAAGAUCCUCUACUUUGACGCAGGAACAAUCCUCGGAAAUUACAUCAUCAGAAGAGGAUAAUGAUGGCUACUCCUCUUCCUCCGAAAGAGAAACAAUGCAAAUUUCAGGAAAAGAAGUGCACCAAGAGCGCCGCAACAUGUAUGCGAAUGCAGCGAUUCAGCCACAGGAGAGCAGUGAAGCAUCCUCGCCUUCGUCGGGAGGCGAGUCCUCGGAAGAAGAGACAGAGGACGAACCUGAAGCGCAACUAGAGAACCGACUGGCACCAAACGCAGUUUCGCAAUAUGAACGCAAAGAGACGACCAAAGUAGCGAACCAUAUCCUACUAGAAGAAGAGAGUGAUGAGUCCGAAUCAUCCUCGGCUUCAUCUGCAUCGGAAGCCUCACCCUCAGAGGAAGAGUCAGGUGACGAAGCAGAAGCACCGAAAAGGCAACGUGCAAGAAGAGAAGAGUCGCCAAAAGAACAAAAAGUCUAUUCGAAAGAACCAAUUCAGGUAUCAGACGAUGAAUCGUCCAAUUCGUCAUUAGAUGAAUUCUCAGAAGAAGAGUCAGAGUCCGAACCAGAGCUUUUACGGGAACAACCGGCCACAGUAAUGGAGCCCCAAAAGAGACGGGAAGACAUGCCGGAAGAAUCAAUUGAAAUAACAAGCGAUGAGUUCAACUCGGGUUCAUCAGAUGACGAAUUCUCGGAAGAAGAGUCGGAGAUGGAGACAUAG